Messenger RNA from Microthlaspi erraticum, 1596 nucleotides. NCBI's taxonomy places the organism in Eukaryota, Viridiplantae, Streptophyta, Magnoliopsida, Brassicales, Brassicaceae. The record is from the annotation of a GenBank genome assembly.
AUGGCGAGGAGAUACUCACAAGCAGAGAAAGGGAAAGCGCUAGUCCCACCGGCGGAUCCGCCACGCUCCGGAAGAGUCAAAGUUCCCGACUUUGAUAACUCAGAUCUAGUGAAGAAGCAUGCUCUAACGGUGAUAGGAAGAAUCACUAACCCAAAGAUCCAGAGAAUGUGGUCGCUCAUCCCUUUCUUCACCGAGCACUGGAAGACAAGUUCACCUGCAAUAGGCGCAGACUUAGGUCAUGGCAAAUUUCAAUUCCAAUUCGCAUCAAAAGAGGACAUGCAGUUGGUCCUAGAUAACAGGCCUUACCAUUAUGCGCAUUGGAUGGUCAUUCUCCAAAAAUGGGAACCAACAGUCUCGUCUACCUUCCCUUCUCAAAUACCGUUCUCGAUAAAAGUUCAGGAGGCUCACGCCAAGAUGAAAGUUCACGUUAAUGGACUCCUCCCGCUACUAAACGUUUACACGCUGGACUUCGCCAACGGAGAUGAAGUGGAAGCAUCGUUAGUGUACGAGAAAUUGGAGAAACACUGUGCGAAAUGUGGCAUGCUCGACCACGAGGAAGUGGAAUGCCCCAAAAACCAGGCGAUUCAGGCCCCGAUUAAGGAAUUUUUGCCGCCUCCACCAAGCCGUAGGGAGACUCCCUCCUCCCGUCCUAGCAGAGACUCCUCAAGAACAGUCUCAGAGAGGCAGAGAGCUGAAAUCAGAAACAAGGAAAACUGGAGGAUGAGCUCAAAGGCAAGAUUAAGCAGUAGAUAUCAGGCUAUCUACAAUGAAGGCCCAGACAAAGAUAUAUGGUCCUAUGAUUCAAGGAGUCGAAACACUUACCGGGGAAAAGAAAGGAACCCGUCCUAUAGAUCUGGAUCUAGGACUAACCCUCCUCCUUACGAGCCGUAUGGAGACAACGCUCCCCGUUGGGUGGAAACAGGUUGCAGAGUUGCUAACUCGGUUUUGGCAGACUCUACAAGCAGAAACAGAGUGAAAGAAGGGAGGAAUCAAAGCGCCACUCACUCAGAGCGUCUCAUUCCCACCAUCAGUGACCUCCCAGUUGAAGCUCUAACAGAAGCACGAGAAGAAGUAAGAGAAGUGAUGGCUCAAUACACAAUCUGUGCGGAUCCUACUGAAAGUGCGGCUCGCAAAGAGAGAAUGAGGUUAGCAGAGGAGAAUGGAGAAUUCGAACAAACAGCAAUACAGAUGGUUAUACAUUCCAUCCGAAACCAUCAACAACGCACUGCAGAAAGAGAAGAGGAGAAAAAUUUGGAACCUCUGAUGCAUGAAAGAGUCCCAGCUACUCUCUGGCUUGGACCAGUGCUCACGGACAUUCCUAUAGAAGAGGAACCAUCAAGAGUGCCUGCAAAAAAGAGAUUGGGACGACCACCAAAUAAAAAGAAAGUCAUUGCAAAUUCUCCACCACUUACAAAGAAAAGAAGAAUGACACAAGUUGCAAGCUCACCAAAGAGAAGACUUUUGCUAGGAAGUACUUCAAAGAAAUCAAACGCUAAAGCUCCAACAAAGGCAAAAGGGCAACCGUCAUGUUCCAUAAUACCUGCUAUUUCAAAGCAGAGGAUGGGUUUUCAAAAUCCAUCCAGUCAUCUCCCUUAA